This is a messenger RNA of Pisolithus orientalis, 1265 nucleotides long. RefSeq lists its product as uncharacterized. Lineage: Eukaryota; Fungi; Basidiomycota; Agaricomycetes; Boletales; Pisolithaceae. The transcript is spliced from 7 exons. The record is from RefSeq and is a predicted model, not a curated record. Gene Ontology annotation, cellular component: nucleus. Gene Ontology annotation, biological process: positive regulation of transcription by RNA polymerase II. Bases 136 to 1005 code for a protein of 289 amino acids. Gene Ontology annotation, molecular function: transcription cis-regulatory region binding; DNA-binding transcription factor activity, RNA polymerase II-specific; zinc ion binding.
CACAAAUGACCCUUAGAUCUGAAUUUAGUGAUCCAGACCUAUUUCCGGGUCCGUGACAAUGGGUGGACCCUCCGUCCAUUUUCCACUUUCCACUCUCCCAGCUUUCGUCGUACAACUGUUACUUAUAAAAUCACUAUGAAGGAUCAGCUGCCCGAAACUCUUCCUCCCAUCCUAAAUCCAAUGUCUGAUAGUAUCACAUACCAAUCCACCCCUAACGCUUACAACUCAACCACCCACUACUUGCCGCCGCCGCUUACAGGCAAUGUUUAUGCAGGAGGACUCCCAUCUCGCACCGAACCCCAGCGGAAACGUCCAAAGUACACGAGGAGUAAAACAGGUUGCUUGACUUGUCGCGUUAAAAAAAUAAAGUGCGACGAGACGAAACCUAUUUGCAUGAGAUGCACGCAUGGACAGCGGGAUUGCACUUGGCCGGAGGGCGUCCCGACACGGAAGAAGCCAAUACCUAAGAAAGAGUGCGUUGACGGAAGGCCCUCGACAGCAGAGUCGUCUGGCAUCUCCGAAACGUCGACUCCCCCCACACGCGACAACACGCCGCCCCAGUACACCCGUCCACCCGCCGUUUCGCGCCGUCACAGUGAACCCAUGGUGCUACCGAUAGGUCCCGACCCUGAGGCAGCACGACGCCAGCUCACGUCGCAUGGCUAUCCACAACCGCACCAUCCCAGCCAGUCUAGUGUUCUUUCGAUGAUACCCGAAAUGUCGACAUACCCGCCUAACCAACCUCGCUAUGACACAACUUACACGGGUACCACUGCAGUAAUUCAUUCGCAUCAGCCGCGCGUUGGUGGUCCGUCCCAUGCGCCCUCAGGCUACCCACUCCAUGUGCGGACUCCCACGCAACAUCAGCUACCUCAACACCAUUGGGCGCAGCCACAGCCGCAAAUGCUUCCAGGGAUGAGCCUGAUGGAUCCAUUCUUUCACACACCCCAGGACAGGAAUUUGGUGGGCCAUUCGUCUAAUGAUCAACACCCUAGAUACCAGUGAUAAUGAUGCUUUCUAUUUUCUUUUUCUAUUUUCUUUUUCCUUUUUUUGUUUUUGUUUUCUCGAAAGACUUUGCAAUAUAUCCUGGAGCAUUAAUAUCCGCUGAAAUCUUCGUUUUUCAUGCUAACCUGCUGUUCGUUUCGACGUUUCGAAUAGAAAGUCGGGGUCUGACGUCGUCACUGAGGCAUUACCCGUUGCUUUUAGAAUACAGGAACUACUCAGCAGCCAUGAUUACUUGGUGUGACGUUAAAGUGGAGACGGGG